This is a messenger RNA of Manis pentadactyla (Chinese pangolin), 2896 nucleotides long. It is a transcript of the gene NFAM1, whose product is annotated as NFAT activating protein with ITAM motif 1. The transcript has 6 exons. The coding region runs from base 282 to 1061 and encodes 259 amino acids. Gene Ontology annotation, molecular function: transmembrane signaling receptor activity. Lineage: Eukaryota; Metazoa; Chordata; Mammalia; Pholidota; Manidae. Gene Ontology annotation, cellular component: membrane raft. The record is from RefSeq and is a predicted model, not a curated record. Gene Ontology annotation, biological process: positive regulation of B cell receptor signaling pathway; B cell receptor signaling pathway; positive regulation of cytokine production.
AAAGGGACCGAGGCGGAAGGGGGGAGGGACAGGAGGAAGCCUACUGCCCAGGGGGUGGGGAGGCUGGGCCCAGCCCUGCUCCUGGACGAGGUGACCCGGUGGUGCCCCUGCUUGGGGCUGUUCCCACUCUUGGGUGGAAAGUCCAGAGUUACUGAGACCUUGGGGAAGCAGAAGGGUGGCCAGGGAGGAGCUUGAUGGGGACGCGAAGGGGAACCAUGGUUGCCUGCAGGCUGACCCCUCCUGAGAGCUAAGAGGAAGGAGGGACGCGACCCGAGGCUCCCAUGGAGCGCCCAUGGUGGAGGGCCACGCGCGGCCCCCUCGUGGCCCCCUGGCUCCUGGGUUUGCUGCUGUGCCCCUGGACCCUGCGGCUGACAGGAGGGCAGUCGGUCACCCACACUGGGCCCCCCAUUUUGGUCUCUCUGGCCAACCAGACUGUUAACUUCAACUGCACAGUCACCUAUAAGUACACCCGGGAGUUCAAGGCCUUCAGGGUCAACUACUUCCACGUGGACCUCCAGGGCCGGGAGAGCUCCCAGAAGCAGACUGACUGCCAAUCUGGCUCCGGCAAAGAGAACGCGACCUACUCCGUGAUGUGCUGUGUCUCCCCGGAGCUGCCCGAUGCAGCAGCCACAGGCACCUACUACUGCUCCGUCCAGCUGCCCCAGGCCAGACUGAGGGGCAGUGGCACCUUCAUCCUGGUCAGAGACUCAGGGUAUCGAGAGCCCCCACAGGGCCCUGGGAAGCUCCUGCUCUUUUGCUUUGCUGGCCUCCUGAGUGUCCUGAGUGUCCUGGCCACAGCUCUGCUGCUCUGGAAGAAGCAGAUGCAGGUGCCACAGACACACCUCACCCAGAAGUGCCUGGACCCCAGCCCUGCCAGCAGCCCUCAGAGGCUCCCAGCUGAGUCCAUCUACACGGCCCUGCAGCGCCGAGAGACGGAAGUCUACGCCUGCAUGGAAAACAAGGCCAGCAGCCCACCCACCACCCAGAGCCUCCUCUCCCAGGAGAAACUGCGCAGGUUUAAGGAUGACAGUGAAUUUAACCUGGUCUAUGAAAAUCUCUAGGACGAGCUCCCUGUGCCCGUAGAUCUUGCCCUGGAUCAGAGGCCCAGGGCAGCGCAGCCUCCAAAGGACUUGACCUCUGCAGGACGGAGGCCCCUGGGGCGCCCAUCACCUCAGCCCUGUGGUGAAGGCCCUUCCUGCCUCGGCCUGCCCCCUCCUCCAUCCUGCUCUGCAGCCAUGCCCACUGAGCGUCUCCCGUCUCUGGGCCUCUGCCCAAGCUGCUCCCUCUGCCAGGAGGGCCCUUCCUCAGUGGCAGGGCUCCCAUCCCUGAGCCUUCCUCACCUCCUCAUCUACAGGCUCUCUUGGUACCAGCCUGCCCCAUGGCCUGCAAGGCCAUUUGCCAGCUCUGCAGGAGGUGCCCGGCCAGGGCCCCUAGUCAGUGCUGUGAGCAGAGGCAUCGUGGAGUGGAUGAAUAAAAGAGCAACUCAGCAAAUGCCCCCACCUCCCUGCCCCCUGCCCAGCCAAGCCUAAGGCACAGGCACACGCAAGGCAGAGCGGGGCCGGCAUAGGAGGUGGGGGGUGUUGGCGAGAGCCAGCCUUGGAGAGGCUGGGCUGCGCCCAAGGGCAGAGCUGGAGGCCGGUGAGGUGGCUCGGUGGUGGUCUUAUCAGGUAGGGGCCUGCAGCAGGCAGGGUCUGGGCACACACUGGUGAGAUAGGAGAUCGUGCAUUUUGGGGGCAGGAAGGGGGUGGUGCUGGCUAAAUGGGCUGACGCCCCCCUGAAAGGACCACAAGGUGGUUUCCCACCAGCCUGGCCCCACACUGUGCCAACUGCUUCAUCACCCUUGUUCCUCAGACCUUCCCCACCUUAGCACCUCUGCUGUCCUUCCUCCCUGAGGUCCAGUCCCCCAAGGCCCCCACCCGCCUCCUGUCUUUAUCUGCUUAAGCCCCAGCCUGGCACCCUGGGAAUGGAGGCCUGACCAGACCCUUCCCUCCUUGCCCAGUGCAAGUCCCAGCUGUCUUGAGGCCACCCCUCUUCAUAUGGCCUAGCUGCGUGGCUCGGUGCCCGGGCCUCCCCUGGCUGGGCACAGGGCCCCUUUGUUGCAGGACCCCAGGUUCCGUGGACGGUGGCCCCUCAGUGCCUGGCCCUGGGCUGGUUCUGCUGCUCCAAGUGUCACGAUGCCCUCGGUUCUCACAGAGGCCCCUUGUUGGGACGAGGGGGUCAGGGGCUAAGGGCAGGAUCUCCUAGGCUGUUUGGCUCUGCUCCCUCUGGGCUCUCCCCCACCCCUCCCUAGCUUCCCAGUGGUUUCUCCUUUGUGAAAUGGGCACCCAGUCCUCCCUGUCACUCCUGAGGUCCCUGGGAUGCCCUUACACACAAACCCCAAAUGUGCCCAGGGAGGGGUGGGGCCCCUAAGCACCACUGGCCACCAGUUUGUGGGCAGCACCUUCAGCUCUGUAGGUCAGGCCCCUCCCAGGGAUAGAAAGACUGGGGUUUGGGGGUGUAAACUGAUAUCAGCUCCUGACUCCAGUUGCUUGUGGCAGAGGCCAAGCUUGGGGCCGUGCCACUCUGGACGCAGGGACUCUCCUCAGGAGGACAAAGCCAGCAGGACUGGGAGGGGGCUGCCUCACUGAGCCUUGGCCUCUAUCCCCAGCGUGGACCCGAGACCCUCAGGCUGGGAAUCGGUCUUUUCCAGUCGACCCCGGGAAUAGCUAGGGCGCCUGCAGGGACCACAGCCCCACGCCUUGGCCCAGCCCCAGCACAGUGCCCUGCCCCCGGUCUCUUCUCUACAAAACGGCCACAGGGUCCUGAUAAAACCUACGUGGGACCAUGUCCCUCCAUGUGCUCAAAACCUUCUGUGGUUCCCGCCUCACUUGAAAUAAAAUCCCAACUCCUCUCUGUG